This is a messenger RNA of Haemonchus placei, 852 nucleotides long. The record is from the annotation of a GenBank genome assembly. NCBI's taxonomy places the organism in Eukaryota, Metazoa, Nematoda, Chromadorea, Rhabditida, Trichostrongylidae.
AUGGAUGAUGAAAAAUUGGUGGAAGCGCCAUUGACUUCAGUAGCUACAGCCUUAGAAGUACCACCUCCUCUUACCAAAGGUGAGCUUGAGCACAGUGGGGAAGAAGCACCUGCAGUUGAACAAGAGGUAAUACAAUGCAUCAUUCAUGUUGUGAAACGGACUCGCCUCACACUGCCACCUAAACCGCAGCCAUCCGAUACAAGCUUGCCCAAGCUCUUUCAAAAGGAUGGCUCACCGGAUUUCUCAACUGCUUCUGCAGAGGGAAUCCCGACAAAAUCACCGGAUGUUGAUUCAUCAUCAAAGCAACGAAAGGGUACUGCUGUAGAAAAGACAACUGAAAAUCCAUUGACGUCAUCGAUGAGAUCAGCAAAAACCCAACGGACGCAAAAAAGACUCGGGCCAAAACAAACUCCAUCUGACCAACAACAUUCCAUCAGUAAAGAAAAGAAGGUUCCCGAUAAAGAAAAGCCGCCCCCAUUACCUAGGUUAACGAAGAGUUCAAGAGAAAAAGGAUCCUUACCCGGACAGCAGCGCUCUGUUGGUCGAGGAGAAGGAAGUCUCAAAGGCGAGCAACCGUCUUCGCUAUCGCUAUCGGGAAAAAGUUCUAAGGAGAAGGGGCUUCAAUCUGGACAACAGCCUCCUUAUCUUCUACCAAGAGGUGUUCCCAGAAAGGGGAUGUCAUCUCCAUCACCGUUUCCAAGAGAAGGAUUGAAAGUGGGGGGACCUAUGCCUGGUAGACAGCAAGAACUUACUCCAUCACCACCAAAAAAUCCAAAAAAGAGUUUAGUACGGGUACGAUCACCUGACGUGUCCGGGAAGGAAUCGUCGAAGGCCACCAGGUCAGGCCAGUGA